Homarus americanus (American lobster) is the source of this 2226-nucleotide messenger RNA. RefSeq lists its product as uncharacterized. The record is from RefSeq and is a predicted model, not a curated record. Lineage: Eukaryota; Metazoa; Arthropoda; Malacostraca; Decapoda; Nephropidae.
GUUCGGUUUGAUGCAGGUCAGAUUUCAGCUCGGUCAACAAUUUUUGGUAAUGAGCUGGAAGAAUCGAAGCUACUAUCCACAUCAUGUAAUUCUCUGGGGUCUUUUGGUGAAGCUGUGAGCAAAUUGGAUGAAAAUGACUUUUAUGAUGAAAAUAGAGGGGAUUCAAAUGACUGGUUUAAGGCAGAUCAGGUUGAGUUGGCCAGAGAGUUUGAGGGAGAGGCAUUUCAUGCACCAAAUUUGGAUUUCCUGGAAGAAGAAGAGAAGGAAAACUGUGAAGCAUUCAAGUUUAUAGAAGAGGAUGCAUGCACAAAUAAUCAACUUGACUUUUCUUGUUUUUCUGGCAUUCAUGGAGUUGCAGAAAUUACUGUAAGGCCUUCGUGGAUCAUCAGUCCUGACAAGAAGUUAGUUGGUCCUGGGAACAAGAUGCUGGUGGAAGAUUACUUAAAAUCACGAAGUGAAGCUUUAGGCUCCCUGGGAGAGGAGACAGAAGAAAAUAGGCCUAAUUUUGGAAAAGCUGUUCAUUCUCCUCCAGCAGCGGGGAAGCCUACCUCUCAUUGAGAUAACUAUGGAGGACAGUCAAAUGUUGCAGUCUUACUCUCAAUCAGCUUUAAAAGAGGAACAGGAAACAAAGGCUUCAGAAAAGGCUGCAGAAUUUAAUCGUGACAGUAAAAAAAAUUCUGGGAGUUCUGGAUCAGAUACUGUAACUCUGAAGUCAGUGAAAAUUUGACUGCUAAGACAAUGGCAUCAUACACUCACAAAAAAGAGUCUUUGAGCAAUAAUAAUUCUGUUCCAGUCAAAACAGACUACUCCUGGAGUAAUGAUGAAGCCACUCCUAAAAUUUGUCCAAAAGACUUGAUAGGAUCUUACCUUGGUGAAAUAAAUGUUAAUACAACUAAUCACCAGGAAUCAUUUUUUAAGACAACAGAAAAGUCUCAUCAGAGUAGAGAAGAGCCUACUACAAAAUUUAUCAACAAUUGACACUAACAAAAUGUUAGAAAAGACCUUAAAUGACAUUAAGGGUCCCAUAAGUGCAGAGAUGAUUAACUGUUUUUUGUCUGAUGCUCUUGUGAGAUAAUCCUCAGGCAUUGAUUGAGAAGAUUAUUCAGAUGACACAGGAAAAGUCUGUGUUACAUAAGACAUUAGAUGUGACUGACCUUGAUGUCAGUGCAGAAGUACUUGAAUUAAGGAGACGGAGAAUAUUGCAAUCAAAGCAACAAACUAAAAUUGACCAUAAGGCUGAGGCAAAAUCUGUUGGUAAAGAAAGUAUAGGUAGAGAGGCUACCCAAAAACUUGUAAAUAAUUCAGAAACAAAGUUUCUACAGCCUCCACAAAGUUCAUGCAUGCCAAAACCAAUUACUGGUAUACCACAUAAACAUAUGGAAAAACUAAAAGCAAGCAGAACUAAUUCAGCACCUGGGGAAGCAACAUAUUCUCACCAAUCAAAAAUUAUGAGCAAUGACUUGCAGACUAAGUUUGAUGACACCAACGUUGAUGAGUCUAUUAAACUUGUUCAGUAUAAAUCUACAAUUUUAGAGGACACACAUAAAUUACAGCUACCAAGCUUCCUUGAAGGUAACAGUGGUGGCUUUGACUCAUCAACCCCCUGUGCCCCCAGACCCAAGUCAAGAUCAAAUAUAUCUCCUUUAAGUGAUAAACCCCAAGAGAAAGGUGGAGGUCAGACAGCUGUUGAAAAUUGCAAACAAAUAAUUCAUCCAGCUACUCAGAGGGCACUACCUAGAAUGGGGUUAUCAUCAAGUUCUGUAAAGAUGCCAGUGGCAUUGAAUCAAAUUAAAGUACCUGCACAGUUAGGCCGAGGACCAUCAGUUGUCUCGGAUAAAAGUCAUACCCGUGGAAUUCAGAACCCUGUAAGUAAUCAUAAAUUUGCAAGUCCCCAAACUUCAGAAUUGCAAGCAACAAAUGCAAGCAGUUCAUCAAAUGCAACUGAUGCCCCCACAAUACGAUCAACGAGUGUUCCAGCAGGUUUACAAUCAUUAGGUGUGGCAGCUGGUGUAGUACCUGUAAAUUAUCAGUCCGUGAAUUACAUCCAGACAUUUAGACAGCACCACUCACAGGAGAACAUAGCACAGGAGACAGACUCAGGUGAAUCACUGAAUUUGCCCCAACAAGUUUUGUUUCCCAAUGUAUGUGUUUUGGGUAUUGCUUCAGAAGUCGCCAUUAAUUUUCACAACCCAAGUCCUCGCUGGAAGCAGGUCUCUAUCAAAUUGG